Molecule: messenger RNA, 2998 nt
Organism: Elgaria multicarinata webbii
Lineage: Eukaryota; Metazoa; Chordata; Lepidosauria; Squamata; Anguidae
Gene: FDX1
Product: ferredoxin 1
Exons: 5
Coding region: 1-894 (297 amino acids)
Biological process (GO): P450-containing electron transport chain
Molecular function (GO): 2 iron, 2 sulfur cluster binding
Source: RefSeq, a predicted model, not a curated record
AUGGCGGCGGCCGCCGUUUCGGUUUUUCCUCCCUAUCAGAGCCGUUGGCGCCUCUGUCGCCUUAGCGGGCAUGCGCGGGCGGGGACGGGAGCACGCGCGCUCCGGCGGGCUGAAGGGGCUGCCCUCAACUCGGAAGCGCUGGUCCUGCGCACUUUGCGGCGCCUCAUUCGAAAGCGGCCGCCUCCGCUGUCGGCGUACGAGGCUACGAGAAUAGCCGCAGUUGGUGCCGGUUGGGCAAACGGGCGGCCUUUCGACUUUAGUCGGCGUGAGCGGAGCGAGGAGGAAGUCGCCCGGCCUGUUUCCGUCGCCUUCGACCCCAGCGCCGCCUCCGUGACCUGCGCCCUUGCCUGUCUUGACGGCAUGGCUACCUCAGGCGCCACGGGAGCCCUGCUUCGGGUGGCUGCGGCCUCCUCCUGCCGUCGGCUCCUUACAACGCGUGGUGGCGGGACAGGGAGAAGCUGGGGCGGCGCUGCCAACCUAGGCCCCGGCCGGCUGUUCCACGCCUCGGCCCUGGUACAACUCAGCUCAGAAGAUAAAGUUACUGUGCACUUCAUAAAUCGUGAUGGUGACAAGCUAACAGCCAAAGGGAAAGUUGGGGACUCUCUUCUAGAUGUUGUGGUUGAUAACAAUGUAGACAUAGAUGGGUUUGGUGCGUGUGAAGGAACACUGGCAUGUUCUACUUGUCACUUAAUCUUUGAAGAUCAUAUAUUUGAAAAGCUAGAUGCAAUCACUGAUGAGGAAAUGGAUAUGCUGGACCUUGCCUAUGGGUUGACAGAAAAAUCUCGAUUGGGUUGUCAAAUCUGCUUGAAGAAAUCUAUGAAUAAUAUGACUGUCCGAGUGCCUGAAACUGUUGCUGAUGCCCGACAAUCUAUGGAUAUGAGCAAGACCUCUUAAAAUACGAUCUUUAGGUUGGGGGGGGGGGGAUGUCAUAAUAUUGAAAAUAUUUGUAUAAUUUAUUUCUAAAUACUUAAUGAAAUGUGAUAAUAUACACAAACAUGCAUUUUAGGAUUAUCAGUAUUCAGUUAUCAUGAAUUUCUUUAUCAAAAACAACAUUAUUUUUUAUGAUUCUAAAAUCAGAAAAUAUUUAGAAAGGAACUGUGGAAUGUUAAACACAGAGUGCAAUAAGAAAUCACCCGUUUUUUUCUCCUAAAAGAAAUAGUUCUUUUUCUUUGCAUUUAAUAAGAAAUAUUUUCUUACUGCUGAAAUCGUGAUUUUUUUAAAAAAAAGCUUUCAAAUUCCUACGCACUAGGAAUUUUACUUUGCUACACUGGGUGCCGGCUUCAAGAUGAGUGUAAGUAGGGGUCUCAUUUUUAAAUUGGAAUUUCCUGAAGCACUGAAAAUAUGUGUUACCAGAGUAUGAAUCUCUUCUCACCGGACACGGUGGCGAUAUAAAACAGGUGUCAUAUGAGAUUUGAGGGUCAGAACUCUAUAUUGAUGUAAUAUGGCUACUGUUCUGCAAAAGUGGUUUUGAUCUAGAAUAUGUAUUGCUGCAAAUACAUGUAUGUAGCCCAACUGUGAGAUUAUGCCCACAUGUCCACAUACAUUUUUUGUUGGGCAGUUGCCACUAUCUGAUGGCAAGUCUGGUAAUAAAUUUAAGCUGUGCAGUUUUUAGGUACUUUGAAAGCAUCAGUUGUGUGUAUAUUCCUAUUAAAUCCUAUCAAAUUGUGUACAUAUGUAUUCAAAAGAAUACUACAUAUGUAGCUUAUACAAUUAUUUUGAGGAGGUUUAUGCAAAUGUUAAUUUGUUCCUCUUUUUAGGCAGACCUAUAUGGAGCCAGGCUUUCCUUCAGGUGCUCUGGUCCCAAGCCAUGCAAAAAACAAAUAUUUGUAAUAUUGUUUCUGUUGGGUGGCCUUAACCUUGUUGAGCCUGGUUCAGAAUGAUAAUAUAUAUAGGACCUUUGGCCCUUAAAUCUAUAUAAGAUACUAACCUUUAUUGUGUGGGAUCUUAUAUCAAAUAACACAGUUACCUAAGUAAUUUCCAACAUGCACUAGGGCAUAAAAGAAUUGAAAAAUGAAAUGAGCCAAGGAAAGAUAAUUAAUACAAACUAUACAUGUUUACUGUCUUCUUCCACUGGCCCAUGAGGACUGUACGCUCACAUAAUGAAAAUGAACCAUAUUUUCCCUUCUCUCCCUCUUCUAUCCUUUUAAGGCACUAUGUACGCUGAUUAUGUGGAAAAAAUAACACUAUUAAGAAUGCUUCAGAUUCUGUUGAAGAACAGAUCUUCAUGGAGACUUGAUAUGCACAGAAAAUUGAACUAUUGUAUGCUGUGUUUCAUAAUAUAAACUCUUUGAUCCUGAACUAUCUUGCCAUAGUAUCAAACAAAUUUGGUUGUGAAAUAACCAACACAGCCCACUUUAGUUUGGUGAAGAGAAUUUCUGAGGUAGCACUUCAAUGCAAAGUUUACCUGUGCUUUAAAAGGAACAUGUUUCUUGAAUUUGGUUGCACGAAUCAGUGAGCAAUCCUAUGGCCCUUAGACAGCAUCUGAAGAGCCGUAGGAUAGUUUGGAUACCCCGAUCCAAGGUCAGAGACAGCGCUCCAACCUCUGAGGGGAAAAUCGGAGAUCCGACUCCCUGUCUCAGGAAAGAACUAUGCUGACUGGCCUCCAAGGUCAGGAACUCAACCUUGAAGAGGAGGAAAAGUGUUUCAGUGGACAGGGAGGGGAGGAACCCGGAGAAGCCAGGAUAUGAGCUAUUGUGACCCUCUGCCAGCUUCCUUCCAGGAUGCCUAGAUGAGCAAAAAAAGCCUGUCUAACCAAAAAAAAAAUGCAGGACACAAUGACAGAGAGGUGAAAAUCGCCUCUGUCGCGCUGGAGGAUCAUAAGCCUCUGAGUUUGGGGGCUUACAAUCAUCAUGGUCCAUCUUACAUAGCCAUUCAGAAAGAUACCAGCACUUCUUUCCAGUCCAUUAAUUAUCCUGUAAAUGUUGGUGAACAAACUGCUCAAUAUGUACAUAUUUCUCAAAUGUUUUAGAAAUCUUGAAAUAAAUCUUUUUUCUAUUUU